UCCGUUGGUCCGUUUGGGGCAACAAACGUAUGUGGACGCGUUUAUUGUUUAUCCGUUACGAGUACCAAAAAUUAACUAAGGGAAAUGUGCUAAUAUAAUUAAGUUUAAGAGCAACUUAAUUAUAUUAACCUCAUCAAAGAUAUAUUGUGGGAUAAAAUGGAUAAUUUAAGUAAAGAAGUUCAUAAAUUUAAAAUUAAAAGAAAACAACAAUAUAAUAAGUGUAUGUCAAAAAUGAAGGAACUAAUCGUAAUCUUAAAAGAGAAGUUCCCAAAUAACGAGAUCAAAAACGAAAACAAUGACUUAAUAUCAUUGUUGCCCGAUUUCCCAUUAUUAUCUAUAAAAGAAUUUUGGAAAUUUAAUAAUAGAUUAAAAAACGAUGAAGCAAUUCGUAAAUUAUUUAAUCAAACUAUUAUGCAAAUAGGUGGUGAUACAAGCCAAAAAAUAAUCUCCAAUAUCUUGACACAUACAAUGGCAUAUGAAUUAGGGCACAAAAUGUCUUGGACCGGUGCCAAAGGAUCGGUUGCUAUUAAAGAUACUCUGUUUAUUCACAUUAUAAAUAGUGUAGUUAAUGCCAAAGAUAAUGGAAAAAUCAAUAGUAUUGCAGAGAUUAAGAAACACAUUACAAGAUGGUUUCAACACGUUAGUGAUAAAAUGCGAUAUUACUUAAAAAAACAAGCCAACAAUUUAUAACAUAUGAUUAAUAUUUUUAUAUACAGAUUUUUAUCUUUUUUUGUUUAUUGUACAGUGUUACUGUUAUGUGAUAAAAUGCGGUAUUAUUAAAAAAAAGCACAAUAACUAUGACAUGACUAAUAUUUUUAUAUAAUAUUUUUAUAUAUGUGUGUAUUUUUUUGUUUAUUGUGCAAUGUUACUGUGAUGUAUGUACUGUUAUGUAUUCUACGAUAGUACAAUAAGUAUUUCAAAAAAUGACAAUAAUUCUGACUGAGUAAUAUUUUAAGAUAUACUCAUUUUUAUUUUUAGUUCAUUGCGCAAUAUUAAUUUUAUACGCUAUAUUUAUAUGUGAAAGUUCAAUUAUGUAUUUAUAAAAACCGAGUCAAUAAUUCUAAGUAACAUUUUGAUAUAUAAAUAUAUUUUUGGUUUAUCCAGUUUAUUGAUUUAAAAUAUGUAUAAUGAAUUCUAUUAAAAUUAUAUUUACAA
Molecule: messenger RNA, 1155 nt
Organism: Solenopsis invicta (red fire ant)
Lineage: Eukaryota; Metazoa; Arthropoda; Insecta; Hymenoptera; Formicidae
Exons: 4
Coding region: 157-690 (177 amino acids)
Source: RefSeq, a predicted model, not a curated record